This is a messenger RNA of Nomia melanderi (Alkali bee), 1916 nucleotides long. RefSeq lists its product as uncharacterized. The record is from RefSeq and is a predicted model, not a curated record. NCBI's taxonomy places the organism in Eukaryota, Metazoa, Arthropoda, Insecta, Hymenoptera, Halictidae.
CUUACAGUACGUUCGUCAGUUAGCAAAAAUUCGAAGAGAUUAACAUGCUAUGCGAUUAUUAUUUGCAUUAGCGGUAAUUGAAUUUUUUAGCUACAUUUUUCCAAAGAAUUCUGAGAAUGAAGUUCAAUUUAAAAAAUUACAACUCUUUAAGUCGACAGGGGAUAUGUCAAACUACACUAACAAAAGUUUUUACAAUAAUCAGGAACAAAACUUCGUUGCUAAGUUUAAUUCCAACAUCCAAUGUCGAGGAAGUAAUGAAAGAAAAAUUCAGUACGACUACUAUAGAUCGCUGUACAAUAAUCCGUAUUCUUCUGUAGCUAAUAUUAAGAUGCACAAAUAUGUACAAAUUAAUGAAAUAGAACUACAACAGUAUACGAACAAGCUAUCAAUUUUGAGAUCUCAACAGCAUUUCGGAUACUUUGAAGGGUCAAAAAAUUAUGGCCGGAAGUUACUUAAUUCUUUAGAUGAAACUGAUUAUAGAGAUCUGAUUAAGACUAAUUUAUUUCAUGAGAUUAAAGGCGUUAGUAAAUACCGCGAAGAUAUUUAGAUGGUGAUAUAAGAUGAUUAAUGAGGCUGCACAUAAAGAAUUAUAUGAUUUUAACACGUCACAGAUAAUGAGGACUGGGACGAAUGGGAUAAUUGGAGUGCAUGUAGUGUUACUUGUGGAAAUGGUAGACAGGUUCGAUGGCGUCAUUGUUCAGCAGAAGAUUGCACCAGAGGAUUAAAGAGAGCACAAAUAAAACCGUGUCGGCUAAAACAAUGCGAUAAGAAUAUUUUUCAUUGGCUUGGAAUAAAAACCUGAUAAUAACUUGCUACAUCUACGAUUGAAAAUAUUAUUAUUGCAUAUUCGAUGUUAUUUUAACAGUAUACAGAUAUUUCUAUUUAUUUACAUAGCAUGAGAAUCAUCAUAUUUCGCAUUAAAUAGAAUGAGAAUGAUACAAGACUUGUGUCGUACAUUGAAUCAAAGUCAAGUGUUUGUCGUACAUGAAAAAUGAUAAUACAAUUUCCACUAAUCAAUCUUCUUUUGUUAAAAAAGGUUUUCAUUUCCUUUAUUUCUAUCGAAUGUUAUUAUUCAUGGUAUUUUGUAUAAAUGGCAGACAAUUUCAUUAGAUUGUAAUUCAAUGUGAAAUUAUUAAUGAUAUGAGAUGUAAAUUAUACAUACGGUGCGUAUAUUCGUCAUGUUGUUCAAGUCGAGGAAACUAUUUAUCAAAUUAAUAACGGUUGGAUACUUUAUCGCGGAAUGUACGAUACUUUUGGAGGGCAACGUUGUUUUAACUGCCACCAUGUCAUAUUUCCCUUAUAAGAAAACAUCGACUGUUAAUAUGGAAAACGUUCAAAAUGAAAAUCUGCAGCAACCGUUUGAAACUGCCAAUAAAUAUCGAAAUUAUGAAAAUAAAGAUUACAUAGGUGUGAAAGCCAGUACCUAAACUAGAAAGCAUAUAUAAUAGAUAAAUGAUUGAUUAAAACCUUUAAUUAUAAAAAUAAAUGUGAUAAUGAACAAUACAGUCAAUACAUAAAAGAUAAGACGUAAUAAUUAGAUAUUAAUUAGAGUUAGGUUGUACAUACAAAUAUUAUGAUCUUCUCAACAAGACUGUUUCUAUUCAAAUUAUUUUAAGAGAAAGAUUAGCAUGUGUUAUUACAAAAGGAUAAUUUGUUCUUCAGGGUUACAUAUUACAGGAUUAUAAACCUCAUGAACUUCACUUUCUAUUUUAUAAGUUACAUAACCAAUAUUAAAACUUAUAUCACAGAGCAUAUGAAAUUUGUUUAGGAAGUUAUUCCUAUGUAUUUAUAUUGCUAUUCGUAAUUUUAUAUUUUUAUUAAUAUCUUUGUAUGUAAUGAAAAGUACUGCUUGUUAAAAAAAAUAUUGUGAUACUAGGUAGAUUGAGUAGACAAGAACCCAAAAUAUGGGAUCAAUG